Coregonus sp. 'balchen' is the source of this 18038-nucleotide messenger RNA. NCBI's taxonomy places the organism in Eukaryota, Metazoa, Chordata, Actinopteri, Salmoniformes, Salmonidae. The record is from the annotation of a GenBank genome assembly.
AUGCCGGGGAAGUUGAAAGCUAAGAUCGUGGCAGGGCGCCACUUACCAGUCAUGGACAGAGCCAGCGACCUCACUGAUGCCUUCGUAGAGGUGAGCAACGUAAUCCUACAACCAUUUCAACACGUGUAUAUACUGUGUUACAGUGCUGCAGUCCUAGCCUUGUGGUGUUCUUCAUUGAUGUUCUUACAGGUCAAGUUUGGCAACACAACUUUCAAAACAGACGUCUUCCCCAAGUCCCUUAACCCACAGUGGAACUCGGAGUGGUUCAAAUUUGAGGUAAAAUGUAUGGAAACUACUUCUUGACUUAUUUCUCUGUGAAAUUAGAUCUCCGUGAAGUAGGCUACCAGAAUUGUUCAACCUUGGCUUAGUACUAGCGCGCUACAGGAGCUGACUGACUGUGCUGUUGUGAUCAUUUCCAUCUUCCUGGAGCCUUCCUCCAAUCGCUGUCUUAUUGUUGACGUUUCCCCUCGUUUCCUGUGCCCAAUUAGAUGUUUUAAUAAUUCGUGUUUGUGAAUGGCAUUGGAUUACAGUGUAAAUACGCUACAGUCAACAUGAUAGUAUGUAUCCUUGUUUCCUCAACUUUGUCACCCUCCUACUAGGUGGAUGAUGAGGACUUGCAGGAUGAGCCAUUACAAAUCACAGUGUUGGACCAUGACACUUACAGUGCCAACGAUGCAAUAGGGAAGGUCUACAUUGACAUCGACCCUCUGCUGUCCUGCGAGGCUGCUACUGUCAUCUCUGGAUGGUUCCCCAUCUACGACACUAUACACGGUGUGUUUGUUAUAGGGUCAUUCUAUUUGAUUUCAAUCACUUUUUGACCCACCUCUUUUGAUUUGAACGAAACUUUCCAUACUUAUUUGCCCAUGGUAGAAGUGGUCAGAAAGUGACAUUUUGGACCUGAUUGGCAAAACAUUCAGGAGAUGGAGGUACUCAAAGUUGACCCGUUUUGCAUACCCCACCAUACCAUGAGACAUCCAUUUCUUAAUCACUGGAACAUUUUUACGGAUGAGUUUGAUAUAAUUUAAAAGCUUAUAUAAAAAAUAAAGCUUGUAUGGAAAGUUUCAUUCAAAUCAAAAGGGGUGUGGUCAAAAAGUGAUCGCAAUCAAAUGGAACGACCUUGUAUAAUUCCCCGUCUACCACACUAUACAUUGAGUCUGUUAUAUACAGUGAGGGAAAAAAGUAUUUGAUCCCCUGUUGAUUUUGUAUGUUUGCCCACUGACAAAGAAAUUAUCAGUCUAUAAUUUUAAUGGUAGGUUUAUUUGAACAGUGAGAGACAGAAUAACAAAUAAUAAUAAUAAUAAUAAUAAUAUGCCAUUUAGCAGACGCUUUUAUCCAAAGCGACUUACAGUCAUGCGUGCAUACAUUUUUGUGUAUGGGUGGUCCCGGGGAUCGAACCCACUACCUUGGCGUUACAAGCGCCGUGCUCUACCAGCUGAGCUACAGAGGACCACAACAAAAAAAAUCAGAAAAACGCAUGUCAAAAAUGUUAUAAAUUGAUUUGCAUUUUAAUGAGGGAAAUAAGUAUUUGACCCCCUCUCAAUCAGAAAGAUUUCUGGCUCCCAGGUGUCUUUUAUACAGGUAACGAGCUGAGAUUAGGAGCACACUCUUAAAGGGAGUGCUCCUAAUCUCAGUUUGUUACCUGUAUAAAAGACACCUGUCCACAGAAGCAAUCAAUCAAUCAGAUUCCAAACUCUACACAAUGGCCAAGACCAAAUAGCUCUCCAAGGAUGUCAGGGACAAGAUUGUAGACCUACACAAGGCUGGAAUGGGCUACAAGACCAUCACCAAGCAGCUUGGUGAGAAGGUGACAACAGUUGGUGCGAUUAUUCGCAAAUGGAAGAAACACAAAAGAACAGUCAAUCUCCCUCGGCCUGGGGCUCCAUGCAAGAUCUCACCUCGUGGAGUUGCAAUGAUCAUGAGAACGGUGAGGAAUCAGCCCAGAACUACACGGGAGGAUCUUGUCAAUGAUCUCAAGGUAGCUGGGACCAUAGUCACCAAGAAAACAAUUGGUAACACACUACGCCGUGAAGGACUGAAAUCCUGCAGCGCCCGCAAGGUCCCCCUGCUCAAGAAAGCACAUAUACAGGUCCGUCUGAAGUUUGCCAAUGAACAUCUGAAUGAUUCAGAGGAGAACUGGGUGAAAGUGUUGUGGUCAGAUGAGACCAAAAUCGAGCUCUUUGGCAUCAACUCAACUCGCCGUGUUUGGAGGAGGAGGAAUGCUGCCUAUGACCCCAAGAACACCAUCCCCACCGUCAAACAUGGAGGUGGAAACAUUAUGCUUUGGGGGUGUUUUUCUGCUAAGGGGCAGGACAACUUCACCGUAUCAAAGGGACGAUGGACGGAGCCAUGUACCGUCAAAUCUUGGGUGAGAACCUCCUUCCCUCAGCCAGGGCAUUGAAAAUGGGUCGUGGAUGGGUAUUCCAGCUUGACAAUGACCCCAAACACACGGCCAAGGCAACAAAGGAGUGGCUCAAGAAGAAGCACAUUAAGGUCCUGGAGUGGCCUAGCCAGUCUCCAGAUCUUAAUCCCAUAGAAAAUCUGUGGAGGGAGCUGAAGGUUCGAGUUGCCAAAUGUCAGCCUCGAAACCUUAAUGACUUGGAGAAGAUCUGCAAAGAGGAGUGGGACAAAAUCCCUCCUGAGAUGUGUGCAAACCUGGUGGCCAACUACAAGAAACGUCUGACCUCUGUGAUUGCCAACAAGGUUUUUGCCACCAAGUACUAGGUCAUGUUUUGCAGAGGGGUCAAAUACUUAUUUUCCUCAUUAAAAUGCAAAUCAAUUCAUAAAAUUUUUGACAUGCGUUUUUCUGGAUUUUUUUGUUGUUAUUCUGUCUCUCACUGUUCAAAUAAACCUACCAUUAAAAUUAUAGACUGAUCAUGUCUUUGUCAGUGGGCAAACGUACAAAAUCAGCAAGGGAUCAAAAAAUUUUUUCCCUCACUGUAGUUCCCCAUCUGACACUAGUGACGUCAGUCAUAUACUUCCCCAUCAAAAGGUGCAUGGCCACAGUGGGACUUUUCAGACACAGAUACAGUGUUCUCUGUGUAACAGCCUAUAAAUGUAUGCUGUUGGUCUUUGCUGUAAAAAAAACUGCUUUACUUAAAGCUGUUCUUUAACUGUGUCCGUUGGGUCGUAAUGAUGUAGGUUCUGUCUUCCUAGUGUCAGAUGAGAGAGUAACGUGUUAGUGAAGAGUUGGGGUUUCUAGGGUUAGGUGCUGUUUCUAUCUGGUAGUAAUGUUUCUGUUGAUGUCCUCUCCUCUCCUGCAGGUAUCAGAGGGGAGAUUUAUGUUCUGGUGAAGGUGGACCUCUUCAAUGACCUGAACCGCUUCAGACAGUCCUCCUGUGGUGUCAAGUUCUUUUGUAGUGAGUCUGGUUCGCUAUGGGGCUGUAAUAUAGUAGAGAUGACGUCUAGUCACAAGAAAUGACUAAUGAUGAUGAUGAAUAUGUGUUUGAUAUGUGUUUAUGCGCAUCGCUGUGUGUUAGCAACGUCCAUCCCGAGGUGUUACCGCGUGGCGCUGGUCCAUGGCUUUGUUGAGGAGCUGGUGGUGAACGAGGACCCAGAGUACCAGUGGAUUGACCGCAUCAGAACCCCCAGAGCUUCUAACGAGGCCCGCCAGAGACUCAUCUCUCUCAUGUCUGGUACAUAACCCCGCUAUCUAACUCUCUCUAUAUACACUCCCCUACGUUUUGGACAGUGAAGCUAAAACGUUUAAUUUGUCUCUCUACUCCAGCGUUUUGGAUUUGAGAUCAAAUGUUUUCUGAGGUGACAGUACAGGAAUGUCUUUUUAUUUGAGGGUAUUUUCGUGCCUUCAGAAAGUAUUCAUACCCCUUGACUUAUUCCACAUUUUGUUGUGUUACAGCCAGAAUUCAAAAUGGAUUAAAUUGAUAUAUGUUCUCACCCAUCUACACGUAAUACCCCACAAUGACCAAGUGAAAACAUGAUUUUAGAAAAUGUUGCUAGUUAAACUUAAAUACAGAAAUAUCUAAUUUACAUAAGUAUUCACACCCCUGAGUCAAUACUUUGUAGAAGCACCUUUGGCAGCGAUUACAGCUGUGAGUCUUUCUGGGUAAGUCUCUUAAAAGCUUUCCACACCUGGAUUGUGCAACAUUAGCCCAUUUAUUAUUUUCAAAAUUCUUCAAGUUCUGUCAAAUUGGUUGUUGAUCAUUGCUAGACAAGCAUUUUCAGGUCUUGCCGUAGAUUUAAGUUAAAACUGUAACUCGGCCACUCAGGAACAUUCACUGUCUUCUUGGUAAGCAACUCCAGUGUAGAUUUGGCCUUGUGUUUUAUGUUAUUGUUCUGCUGAAAGGUGAAUUCAUCUCCCAGUGUCUGGUGGAAAGCAGACUGAACCAGGUUUUCCUCAAGGAUUUUGCCUGUGCUUAGCUCCAUUACGUUUCUGUUUAAUCCUGAAAAACUCCCCAGUCCUUAACGAUUUGAAGCAUACCCACAACAUGAUGCAGCCAUCCCUAUACUUGAAAAUAUGGAGAGUGGUACUCAGUAAUGUAUUGGAUUGGAUUUGCCCCAAACAUGACAAAAAGUUAAUUGCUUUGCCACAGUUUUUGCAGUAUUACUUUAGUGUCUUGUUGCAAACAGGAUGCAUGUUUUGGAAUAUGUUUUAUUCUGUACAGGCUUCCUUCUUUUCACUAUGUCAAUUAGGUUAGUAUUGUGGAGUAACUACAAUGUUGUUGAUCCAUCCUCAGUUUUGUCCUAUCACAGCCAUUAAACUCUGAAACUGUUUUAUUAAAGUCACCAUUGGCCUCAUGGUGAAAUCCCUGAGCUGUUUCCCUCCUCUCCGGCAACUGAGUUAGGAAGAAUUUACAUUUUAGUCAUUUAGCACACGCUUUUAUCCAGAGCGACUUACAGUUAGUGAGUGCAUACAUUUUCAUACUGGCCCCCCAUGGUAAACGAACCCACAACCCUGGCGUUGCAAGCGCCAUGCUCUAACAACUGAGCUACAGGGGACUACAAGAAUGCCUGUAUCUUUGUAAUGACUUCCCCAUGCUCAAAGGGAUAUUCAAUGUCUGCUUUUCUUAUUUAUACCCAUCUACCAAUAGGUGCCCUUCUUUGCGAGGCAUUGGAAAACCUCCCUGGUCUUUGUGGUUGAAUCUGUGUUUGAAAUACACUGCUCGACUGAGGGACCUUACAGAAAAUGUUAUGUGUGGUGUAUAGAGAUGAGGUAGUCAUUAAAAAAUCAUGUUAAACAUUAUUGCAUUUGUAAAAAUGUCUGAUAACAUAAUUCCACUUUGACAUUAUAGUGUAUUUUGUAGGCCAGAGACAACAAAUCAACAACAUGUUUACAUUCAGGCUCUAACACAACAAACUGUGGAAAGAGUCAAGGGGUGUGAAUACUUUCUGAAGGCACUCGGAAAGUAUUCAGACCCCUUCACCUUUUCCACAUUUUGACUAGUCUCCCAGUCCCUGCCGAUGGAAAAACAUCUGCAUGAUGCUGCCACCAUCAUGCUUCACCGUAGGGAUGGUGCCAGAUUUCCUCCAGACGUAACGCUUGGCAUUCAGGCCAAAUAGUUCAAUCUUGGUUUCAUCAGACCAGAAAAUCUUGUUUCUCAUGGUCUGGGAGUCCUUUAGGUGCCUUUUGGCAAACCCCAAGUGGGCUGUCAUGUGCCUUUUUACUGAGGAGUGGCUUCCGUCUGGCCACUCUACCAUAAAGGCCUGAUUGGUGGAGUGCUGCAGAGAUGGUUGUCCUUCUGGAAGGUUCUUCCAUCUCCACAGAGGAACUCUGGAGCUCUGUCAGAGUGACCAUCGGGUUCUUGGUCACCUCCCAGACCAAGGCCCUUCUCCCCCGAUUGCUCAGUUUGGCCGGGCGGCCAGCUCUAGGAAGAGUCUUGGUGGUUCCAAACUUCUUCCAUUUAAGAAUGAUGGAGGCCACUGUGUUCUUCUGGACCUUCAAUGCUGCAGAUAUUUUUUGGUAUCCUUCCCCACAUCUGUGCCUUGACACAAUCCUGUCUCGGAGCUCUACGGACAAUUCCUUCGACCUCAUGCCUUGGUUUUUGCUCUGACAAGCACUGUCAACUGUGGGACCUUAUAUAGACAGGUGUGUGCCUUUUCAAAUCGAUGUCCAAUCAGUAGAAUUUACACAAUCAAGGGGUCUGAAUACUUUCCAAAUGCACUGUACGUCUCUUGUCUGAGCCGUUGAAUUGCAACUCCACUCUGUCCCUGUACUGUCGUUUUCACCUGCUUGAUUGCCUUACGGAGGGCAUAUCUGAACUGUUUGUAGUCUUCCAUGUUCUCAGUCACCUUGGUUAAAUGCGGUGGUUCGCACUUUUAAGUUUUGCGCAAAUGCUACCAUCUAUCCACUUGUUUUGGAUAAGUUCAAAUCGUCACAGUGGGAACAACAUCCUCUAUGUACUUCCUGAUGAACUAAGGCACCGAGUCAGUGUAUACGUCAAUACUAUUCUAAGGCAACAAGGAACAUAUCCCAGUCCACUUGAUCAAAACAAUCUUGAAGUAUAUAUUCUGAACGGUCAGACCAACAUUGAACAGUCCUUACCACGGGUACUUCCUGUUUAAAUUUCUGCCUAUAGGAGGGGAGGAGCAGAAUGGAGGCAUUGACUACAGCUCAGCGUUCAACAUCAUAGUGCCCACAAAGCUCAUCACUAAACUAAGGACCCUGGGACUAAACACCUCCCUCUGCAACUGGAUCCUGGACUUCCUGACGAGCCGCCCCCAGGUGGUAAGGGUAGGCAACAACACGUCUGCCACACUGAUCCUCAACACUGGGGCCCCUCAGGGGUGCGUGCUUAGUCCCCCCUGUACUCCCUGUUCACCUACGACUGUGUGGCCAAGCACGACUCCAACACCAUCAUUAAGUUUGCUGACGACAUAACAGUGGUAGGCCUGAUCACCGACAUCGAUGAGACUGCCGAUAGGGAGGUCAGAGACCUGGCAGUGUGGUGCUAGGACAACAACCUCUCCCUCAAUGUGAGCAAGACAAAGGAGCUGAUCGUGUACUACAGGAAAAGGAGAGCAGAACACGACCCCUUUCACAUCGACGGGGCUGUAGUUCCUUGGUGUGCACAUCAACAACGAACUAUUAUGGUCCAAACACACCAAGACAGUCGUGUAGAGGGCACGACAAAGCCUAUUCCCCCUCAGGAGACUGAAAAGAUUUGGCAUGGGUCCCCAGAUCCUCAAGAAGUUCUACAGCUGCACCAUCGAGAGCAUCCUGACCGGUUGCAUCGCCGCCUGGUAUGGCAACUGCUCGUCAUCUGACCGUAAGGCGCUACAGAGGGUAGUGCGUACGGCCCAGUACAUCACUGGGGCCAAGCUUCCUGCCAUCCAGGACCUAUAUACUAGGCGGUGUCAGAGGAAAGGCCAGAAAAUUGUCAGACUCCAGUCACCCAAGUCAUAGACUGUUCUCUGCACGGCAAGCGGUACCAGAGCGCCAAGUUUAGGACCAAAAGGCUCUUUAACAGCUUCUAUCCCCAAGCCAUAAGAAUGCUGAAGAAUUAAUCAAAUGGCUUCCUUGACUAUUUACAUUGACAACCCCCCCCCCCCCCCCCCCCCCCCCCCCCAAUUUAAUUUUACACUGCUUCUACCCGCUGUCUAUUAUCUAUGUAUAGUCACUUUACCCCUACCUACAAUUGCCUCGACUAACCGGUACCCCUGCACAUUGACUCGGUACCGGUACCCCCUGUAUAUAGCCUCGUUACUUUUUAUAAUUUUUUACUUUUGUUUAUUUGGUAAAUAUUUUAUGAACUCUAUUUCUUGAACUGCAUUGUUGGUUAAGGGCUUGUAAGAAUGCAUUUCACGGUAAGGUCUACACCUGUUGUAUUCGGCGAAUGUGACAAAGUUUGGUUUGAUUUGCUGAAGUGAAGGCGGGGUACGGCCUUGUAGCUGACCCGGAAGGGGUAGUAGCAUUGGUCAAGAGUGCUAGAUGAGCGAGUAGCACAGGAGAUCUGUUGAUAAAAUUUCCGUAGCGUUUUCCGCAGAUUUCCUUUAAGUUCCCAGCUAUAAUAAAUAUGGCCUCAGGAUAUGCGGUUUCCAGUUUGCACAUAGUCCAGUGUAGUUCCUUGAGCCGUCGUGGGGUCAGCUUGGGGGGGGGGGAGUAUACACGGCCGUGACGAUGACCGAAGAUAAUUAUCUCGGGAGGUGACGCGGUUGGCAUUUGAUGGUGGGGUAUUCCAGAUCUGGAGAACAAAAGGACUUGAGUUCCUGUACGGUACUACAGUCACACCAUGAGUAGUUAAUCAUGAAACAUACACCUCCACCUUUCUGUCUGUGUGAUGGAUGGAGAACCCCGCUGGCUGAAUGGACAGGGACAGCAUAUCCGGAGAGAGCCAUGAUUCCGUGGAAGAGUUAUUUAUAGGGUUGAGCGAUAUCCUGAUUUUCAUACUACCAUUUCCUUUCUGUACUGUAGCAUGGUAUACGGUAUUACCGAAUGUGCACACAAGGGGCGCUAUAAUUUUGUUAACGCACAAAACAAUUUAGUUAACAGGGAUCUUGAUCCAGGAGGGGAUUGAAUGUAUCUGCUGUAACCAAGAAGCAUGAUCUUGACAUCUAGCCACUUAGCUAUCAAGUUAGCAAAUCAAAUGCAUGGAGCCCUGAGCUAGAUAAAAUUUAUUUGACACGUUUUAGAUUUCUUAUAGUUAUACUUAACUUAUUGCUUAGUUAUAAGCAGUGGCGUAGCACGCACCCUCGCAGCUCCCCCAACCCUUCAUACCAUCGGGAUUUCGAAAUACCCCUGUACACUGUAUAAACGGAUAUUGCCCAAGUCUAGUAUGUUAGUCCCUGAUGUCUCUGGAAGGAUAUCCUCUCCCUGAGCUCGUCUACUUUAUUGUCCAGGGACUGAACAUUAGCGAGUAAUAUACUCCGAAUCGGUGGAUAAUAUGCACGCCUCCUGAGUCGGACGAAAAGCCCAAUCCUUAUUCCUCUUCUCCAACGACGGUGUCUUGGGGCAGCCCCUGGGAUUAAUGGAAUUGCCUUGGGGAGUAAAAGAAAAGGAUCCAAUUCAGGAAAGUCUCAUUUCUAGUCAAAAUGCUGGUGAGUGACCGUUGAUCUAAUAUCCAAAAGUUAUAUUCGGCUGUAGGUAAUAAUGCAAGAAAAGUUCUGAGCAAAAAAACAUUUAUUCGAAGUUGGCUAGGCGCUAUAAACAGGGCGACCAUGUCUGUCGGCGCCAUCUUGUUGAUCUCGCUCUCCGAGGCCGACGUGAGUAAGUUAUUUAAUCAGGUCAACACUCGCAAGGCCGUGGGGCCAGACGGUAUUACAGAGCGUUCUCAGAGCAUGCGCAGAACAGCUGGCAGGCAUAUUCACAGUCAUUUUCAAGUCUCCUUGUCCCAGUCUGUAAUCCCUACAUGUCUUAAACUGACCACCAUCAUUCCUGUUCCCAAGAAGUCGAAGGCUUUAUGCCAUAACAGCUACCGCUCUGUAGCACUCACAUCUGUUCCCAAGAAGUCGAAGGCUGGUUAUGGCACACAUCAACUCCAUCAUCAAGCUUAGGACCCUAGGACUGAACACCUCCCUCUGCAAUUGGAUCCUGGACUUUCUGACGGGCCGACUCCAGGUGGUGAGAGUAGGCAACAUCACCUCCGCUACGCUGACCCUCAACACGGGGGCCCCACAAGGGUGUGUGCUUAGUCCCCUCCUGUACUCCCACGGCUGCGUAGCCACGCAUGACUCCCAACACAGUCAUCAAGUUUGCUGACGACACGACGGGGGUAGGCCUGAUCACCGGCAACAAUGAGAAGGCCUACAGGGAGGAGGUCAGUGACCUGGCAGUGUGGUGCCGGGACAACAACCUCUCCCUCAACGUCAGUAAGUGCAAGGAGCUGAACGUGGACUACAGGAAACGGGGGGGGUGAACGAGCACGCCCCAUCCAUAUUGACGGGGCUGCAGUGGAGCGGGUCAAGAGCUUCAAGUUCCUCGGUGUCCAAAUCACUAAGGACUUAAAAUGGUCCACACACACUGGCACAGUCGUGAGGAAGGGGCGACAGCGCCUCUUCCCCCUCAGGAGGUUGAAAAGGUUUGGAAUGGGCCCUCAUAUCCUCAAAGUUAUACUGCUGCACCGUUUGAGAGCAUCUUUACUGGCUGGAUCACUACUUGUUGUAGCAACAGCACCACCCUCGAUCUCAUGGCUCUACAGAGGGUGUUGCGGACAGCCCUGUACAUCACUGGGGCCGAGUUCCCUGCCUUCCAGGACCUCUAUAUCAAGCGGUGUGAAAGGAAGGCCUGGAAAAUCGCAACAGACUCCACCACCCAAGUCAUAGACUGUUACUCUGCUUCCGCAAGGCAAGCGGUACCGGUGGAUCAAGUCUGAAACCCAACAGGCUCUUGAACAGCUUCUAUCCCCAAGCCAUAAGACUGGCUACACAGAUUAUUGGAGUUGACCCUUGUGUGUUAGUGUCUCUAUGCACACUCACAGGACUCUACACACUCACGCGCGCACAAACACACACUCCAUAUGCUCACAAACAUGCAUACAUUUAUACUGACUCUACAAACACACACACACACUCACGUACAAUCAUCAUAUACGCUGCUGCUACUCUGUUUAUCAAAUGUCCUGAUGCUUAGUCACCUUACCCCUAUACAUAUCUACCUCUUAUCACUACAGUAUCCCCUGCACAUUGUAAAUAUGUUAUUGGAACUGACCCUAUAUAUACCUUACUUACUUUUCGUGUUCUUAUUUUUAUUUAUUGUGUGUUUUCGUUCUACCUUGUUAUUUUUAGUACUAAAUUGAUAUUGGUUACUGCAUAUUAGGUUUAGAGCUUGCAAGAAAGGCAUUUCACUGUACUUGUGCACGUGACAUUAAUACUUUAAACCUAUUCUUAGCACUCAAUGACUACUGUAUAUAUUACACUAUAUAACUAUUCUAUAGUAUUACAGUAUAUAACAUCAGAACCCUCAGGGCUUCUAACAAGGCCUGCCAGAGACUCAUCUCCCUUAUGUCUGGUAUAUACAUCAACACCCAGGGUUAUCUAAACAUACACAUACUGUAGGAUAAUCUGAAGGUAAACCACGUGUCAAACUCCAGUCCUUGAGGACAGUAGUGUCUGUGGGUUUUAGUUUUUCCCUGGUAAUGAUUAGCUAGGAAGUCCACACAUAACUUGGUUGAAAUAUAACUUAGUCUUUCCAGGUCUAAAUCAGACACUAAAGUAAAAACAUCACUGGCCUUUGACCCCUGGUUAAAUUAAGGCCAUGGCUGCGAACACUGAGUUUUCUCCCCCGCCCUGCCCCUCUGGAAACCUCUUUCUCAAAGCUACGGCUCCAGAUCACCUUCUGUGCGUGUGGUGUUUUACACACAUUUUUUCUACAUAGCUUCUGCUCACACUCCACCUCCCUUAACGUUUCUCUCUUUACUCACCCUCUUCUGAAACAUGAUGAUGUAGCUGAUGUCUCUGCCUCAUAUUUCUGAACAGCUGAAAUAAACACCCAGAGGCGAUUUGAAUGAACAUUCAAGGCCAUAAUUAUAUUUAUUUAUUUUACCUUUAUUUAACUAGGCAAGUCAGUUAAGAACAAAUUCUUAUUUACAAUGACGGCUUACACCGGCCAAACCCGGACGACGCUGGGCCAAUUGUGUGCCGCCCUAUGGGACUCCCAAUCACGGCCGGUUGUGAUACAGCCUGGAAUCGAACCAGGGGGUCUGUAGUGACGCCUCAACCACUGAGAUGCAGUGCCUUAGACCGCGGCGCCACUCGGGAGCCUGCCAUUGUUAUGAAGGCUACAACCUUCAGACUGUUGUAACGGAUAUUGCAGUUGCACAGGCAGGACACAGUCCCUACACAUUGCAUUGGAGCAAAAACAAUCUGCGUUUUGUGUGAUGAUGUAGGCUAAUGUUUGUAGUUGCUGCCGUAUUGUAGCCAUUAGCCAGACUUGCUGAAAAAGAACACUACUACUUUGUCUGCAUCCUGCUUAGCCAAUGUUUGCAAUCAUGAUUAAAAAACGUUGUGUUUGAUAUGCAGCCUAGAUAGCUGCAUGUACCCCACUUGAGUUUUGCGAUGAAACAAAAAACUCUGCAAGUUUGUACGAAACAUGUUCAUAUCUUUCGUGUACAACAUGUAAAUAGCUCUAUGUAGCCUAACUCCCCUCCUGAAAAAGGAACAUGGAAUCGCGCUUAUGCUUAAUAGCCUACUGAGGCAUGGAAUUUUUACAUUUGUAGACGACACCAGACAAAGGCGUUCAUCGCCGAUAUAGGAUAGGGAAGCAGCAGCGGAGCAGUGAGCAGCAGCUACAGUUGCAGCGGAGUGGGCAGCAGCUAUGUAAAAACAAAUCCCGCACAUGAACAGAAAUCUCUGUAUCCUUAAGCCACGGCAAAUCGGGUUUCCAGAAAAUCCGGAACUGCAGCCACUCCAUUAAAUUAAACCGUCUCUCCCUCUCUGUGUGUGUGUGUGUGUAGGUGAGCUGCAGAGGAAGAUAGGUCUGAAGGUGUUGGAGAUGGGUGGUAAUGCGGUGGUGGGGUACCUGCAGUGCUUUGAUCUGGAGGGAGAGUCAGGUCUGGUGGUCCGAGCCAUCGGCACCGCCUGCACUCUGGACAAACUCAGCCCUGGGACUGCUCCAAACACCACCACACAUACCAACACACAUACACUCCCCAACACUGCCCCCACAUCCAAUGCCUGCAACUCCCCCUCCAAGGACAGCAAAGAGUGAGUAUUGAAUGACUGUAUGAGCAUGGAGCCUGUGUGUGCGCGUGUGCAUGCGAGAGAGGGAAAGAGUGUAUGUGUCCAUGUCCUGCCAUUGUACUGACUCUGUGUGUGUGUUUUAGUAUUUUUGAGGUUCUCAACAUGUGGUGUUUGUUAGGGCUGGGCGGUAUACCGUAUUUUACUAUAUACCGGUAUUGAUGCACGGACUGGUUUGGAUUUUUUCUUUAUCUUCUAUAACAGUAUUUCAAUGCUUGGUUUGUUAAAUGUGAUAUGCAAAUCUGGGGCGUGUAAUGUCAGUUUUUAUAGUUUACUCCGUUUUCUACUUGAGUCGUCUUUCUCCUAUUGUGUAGCUGCAUGCUGCUUUCCACACCAAGCCCUGACCCCUGUCACACAAGGAAAGAGCAGUUGCUCGACCACUGAGUCAGAUAAAUACAACAACAUGUUGGUGACAUGCUACUUUCCACAAGUGUUCUAAAAGUACACUAUUAGUUUGUGUAUCUUACUGUCUGCUAGUUUGUAAUUUCUUAGAAAGUUAGCCGCUAAUGCUAAUCGCUAGCUAGCUGGCUAAAUGUACUCAGUCAGAGCAAACGUAAUAUAGCCUGGUACCAGUGCUGGUGUAGGCCUAGAUACGCAUGUUGUUUGUGAAACGGUGUAUUCUAAAUCAGAGAGGAAUAGGCGAAGCAUGAAUAGCUAGCUACGUGAGGUAAGAACAUGUAAUGUAACAUCUAAUUAUGAUCACCUGGAAACACUGACCAACACUUGGAUCCUACCCUGUCAAUAAUUAUUCCCUGGCUUAUUAAUUCGUUGUCAUGUCAAACAACUAUGUAUUCAUUGUGCUGCCCACUAUAUUCCAACUAUAUAAUUAGAAUAAUCAUUCUAUUUCCAUGACUCCAACAGUUCACCAAUUAACUAGGCCAAGAUUCUUUGCCUGUGUCAUCCUGCCUUGCGUGGCACAGUGUGGAAAUGAUAACAAAAGGACAGGAAAUGCUGAAAUUGAUUUUUGUUUCAAGUUGGAUUUAACAGUAUAAAACAGAAUGGAGAAAGCCCCAUUUGAAAUCACAUAAUUUGUGUUGCCACCCUAGGGUCGUGAACCACUCAUAAAACAUAUUAAGAUAUUUUAAUAUUCCAAAACUGUCAUACCGUAAAAAAGUGAAAAAUAUUAUGAUAUGAUAUGUUGCCUGUAUCGUCCAGCCCUAGUGUGUUUUUGUAUUAUAAUCAUGUGACAUGGCUACAGUACAUUCCAUAUCUGGGACAUACACACGUACACACACAACCCCCUUCCCUGUACAGCCUCCCCCUGUCUCUCUGUCUGUCUGUCUGAUAGUUAUCCAGGCUAAUCAAUGUACUGUGUGCUCCUGUGGUUAAGCUUUUUUGACUAGUACUCCACUAUCAAUAGCGUACCUACUGCUGCUAGUGAGUUCUAGAUGCAUUGUAUGUCUGAGAGCUGUGCAUGAGCUUGUAACUGCUCGUGCACGGUCGGAGAGGAAUGGAAAAGGGGAGGGAUGGAUGGAGGGGAGGGAUGAAAGGAGGUAGGGUGGGUGCCCGAUGCAAGUGUUUUCUUUAGCUACAGCAUGUACAGUGAGGGGAAAAAAUUAUUUGAUCCCCUGCUGAUUUUGUACGUUUGCCCACUGACAAAGACAUGAUCAGUCUAUAAUUUUAAUGGUAGGUUUAUUUGAACAGUGAGAGACAGAAUAACAACAAAUAAAUCCAGAAAAACGCAUGUCAAAAAUGUUUUAAAUUGAUUUGCAUUUUAAUGAGGGAAAUAAGUAUUUGACCCCUCUGCAAAACAUGACUUAGUACUUGGUGGCAAAACCCUUGUUGGCAAUCACAGAGGUCAGACGUUUCUUGUAGUUGGCCACCAGGUUUGCGCACAUCUCAGGAGGGAUUUUGUCCCACUCCUCUUUGUAGAUCUUCUCCAAGUCAUUAAGGUUUCGAGGCUGACGUUUGGCAACUCAAACCUUCAGCUCCCUCCACAGAUUUUCUAUGGGAUUAAGGUCUGGAGACUGGCUAGGCCCCUCCAGGACCUUAAUGUGCUCCUUCUUGAGCCACUCCUUUGUUGCCUUGGCCGUGUGUUUUGGGUCAUUGUCAUGCUGGAAUACCCAUCUACGACCCAUUUUCAAUGCCCUGGCUGAGGGAAGGAGGUUCUCAUCCAAGAUUUGACGGUACAUGGCCCUGUCCAUCGUCCCUUUUAUUGCGGUGAAGUUGUCCUGUCCCCUUAGCAGAAAAACACCCCCAAAGCAUAAUGUUUCCACCUCCAUGUUUGACGGUGGGGAUGGUGUUCUUGGGGUCAUAGGCAGCAUUCCUCCUCCUCCAAACACGGCGAGUUGAGUUGAUGCCAAAGAGCUCGAUUUUGGUAUCAUCUGACCACAACACUUUCACCCAGUUCUCCUCUGAAUCAUUCAGAUGUUCAUUGGCAAACUUCAGACGGGCCUGUAUAUGUGCUUUCUUGAGCAGGGGGACCUUGCGGGCGCUGCAGGAUUUCAGUCCUUCACGGCGUAGUGUGUUACCAAUUGUUUUCUUGGUGACUAUGGUCCCAGCUGCCUUGAUAUCAUUGACAAGAUCCUCCCAUGUAGUUCUGGGCUGAUUCCUCACCGUUCUCAUGAUCAUUGCAACUCCACGAGGUGAGAUCUUGCGUGGAGCCCCAGGCCGAGGGAGAUUGACAGUUCUUUUGUGUUUCUUCCAUUUGCAAAUAAUCGCACCAACUGUUGUCACCUUCUCACCAAGCUGCUUGGCGAUGGUCUUGUAGCCCAUUCCAGCCUUGUGUAGGUCUACAAUCUUGUCCCUGACAUCCUUGGAGAGCUCUUUGGUCUUGGCCAUGUUGGAGAGUUUGGAAUCUGAUUGAUUGAUUGCUUCUGUGGACAGGUGUCUUUUAUACAGGUAACAAGAUGAGAUUAGGAGCACUCCCUUUAAGAGUGUGCUCCUAAUCUCAGCUCGUUACUUGUAUAAAAGACACCUGGGAGCCAGAAUUCUUUCUGAUUGAGAGGUGGUCAAAUACUUAUUUCCCUCAUUAAAAUGCAAAUCAAUUUAUAACAUAACAUUUAUGACAUGCGUUUUUCUGGAUUUUUUUGUUGUUAUUCUGUCUCUCACUGUUCAAAUAAACCUACCAUUAAAAUUAUAGACUGAUCAUGUCUUUGUCAGUGGGCAAACGUACAAAAUCAGCAGGGGAUCAAAUACUUUUUUCCCUCACUGUAGGUGGAUGUUAAAAUGCAAAAGGAGGGGGUAGAGAACCACUUACAGUGGGGAAAAAAAGUAUUUAGUCAGCCACCAAUUGUGCAAGUUCUCCCACUUAAAAAGAUGAGAGGCCUGUAAUUUUCAUCAUAGGUACACGUGAACUAUGACAGACAAAAUGAGGGGAAAAAAAUCCAGAAAAUCACAUUGUAGAAUUUUUUAUGAAUUUAUUUGCAAAUUAUGGUGUAAAAUAAGUAUUUGGUCAAUAACAAAAGUUUCUCAAUACUUUGUUAUAUACCCUUUGUUGGCAAUGACACAGGUCAAACGUUUUCUGUAAGUCUUAACAAGGUUUUCACACACUGUUGCUGGUAUUUUGGCCCAUUCCUCCAUGCAGAUCUCCUCUAGAGCAGUGAUGUUUUGGGGCUGUCGCUGGGCAACAGACUUUCAACUCCCUCCAAAGAUUUUCUAUGGGGUUGAGAUCUGGAGACUGGCUAGGCCACUCCAGGACCUUGAAAUGCUUCUUACGAAGCCACUCCUUCGUUGCCCGGGCGGUGUGUUUGGGAUCAUUGUCAUGCUGAAAGACCCAGCCACGUUUCAUCUUCAAUGCCCUUGCUGAUGGAAGGAGGUUUUCACUAAAAAGCUCACGAUACAUGGCCCCAUUCAUUCUUUCCUUUACACGGAUCAGUCGUCCUGGUCCCUUUGCAGAAAAACAGCCCCAAAGCAUGAUGUUUCCACCCCCAUGCUUCACAGUAGGUAUGGUGUUCUUUGGAUGCAACUCAGCAUUCUUUGUCCUCCAAACACGACGAGUUGAGUUUUUACCAAAAAGUUCUAUUUUGUUUUCAUCUGACCAUAUGACAUUCUCCCAAUCCUCUUCUGGAUCAUCCAAAUGCACUCUAGCAAACUUCAGACGGGCCUGGACAUAUACUGGCUUAAGCAGGGGGACACAUCUGGCACUGCAGGAUUUGAGUCCCUGGCAGCGUAGUGUGUUACUGAUGGUAGGCUUUGUUACUUUGGUCCCAGCUCUCUGCAGGUCAUUCACUAUUAAUUAAUUAAUUAAUUAAUUAAUUAAUAUUAAUUAAUAUGCCAUUUAGCAGACGCUUUUAUCCAAAGCGACUUACAGUCAUGAGUGCAUACAUUUUUGUGUAUGGGUGGUCCCGGGGAUCGAACCCACUACCUUGGCGUUACAAGCGCCGUGCUCUACCAGCUGAGCUACAGAGGACCAAAAAUCCCCGUGUGGUUCUGGGAUUUUUGCUCACCGUUCUUGUGAUCAUUUUGACCCCACGGGGUGAGAUCUUGCGUGGAGCCCCAGAUCGAGGGAGAUUAUCAGUGGUCUUGUAUGUCUUCCAUUUCCUAAUAAUUGCUCCCACAGUUGAUUUCUUCAAACCAAGCUGCUUACCUAUUGCAGAUUCAGUCUUCCCAGCCUGGUGCAGGUCUACAACUUUGUUUCUGGUGUCCUUUGACAGCUCUUUGGUCUUGGCCAUAGUGGAGUUUGGAGUGUGACUGUUUGAGGUUGUGGACAGGUGUCUUUUAUACUGAUAACAAGUUCAAACAGGUGCCAUUAAUACAGGUAACGAGUGGAGGACAGAGGAGCCUCUUAAAGAAGAAGUUACAGGUCUGUGAGAGCCAGAAAUCUUGCUUGUUUGUAGGUGACCAAAUACUUAUUUUCCACCAUAAUUUGCAAAUAAAUUCAUUAAAAAUCCUACAAUGUGAUUUUCUGGAGAAAAAAAUUCUCUAUUUGUCUGUCAUAGUUGACGUGUACCUAUGAUGAAAAUUACAGGCCUCACUCAUCUUUUUAAGUGGGAGAACUUGCACAAUUGGUGGCUGACUAAAUACUUUUUUUCCCCACUGUAUUUUGUCUUGUCUUUUGUUGUGCUCUAUUUUUCUUUGCUGCAAUGUUGUGGUGUGUUGUGUUUCUCUUCUUCUCUGCCUUUGCUGCACACGGAUUGGCUCUUCUCUUGCUGUGUGCGUUUGGAUUCGUCUACUCUCUGUCUCUGCGUGGUGAAUGGUUCAGGUCUCCCCUGGCCCACGGAUGUCGCUCCACCCACAACAGCCCUGUCCACUCAACCUGCAGCUCUCAGAGACUGUCCCACUCCCAGAACUUCUCUGUCUCUGUCCCUACUCUGGUCUUCACUGGUACGGACAGAAAAAAAGAGGGAGAGUGUGAAGGAGGGAGGGAGAGAAGGGGAGGCAGGAAGAUAAAUAUUGUCCCAGAACUUCUGUGUUCCUACAUGGGCCUUCACUGGUACAUAGAGAGGGAGGGAGGGAUUAUUAAAGAGGGAUAA